Rubroshorea leprosula is the source of this 3070-nucleotide messenger RNA. Lineage: Eukaryota; Viridiplantae; Streptophyta; Magnoliopsida; Malvales; Dipterocarpaceae. The record is from the annotation of a GenBank genome assembly.
UUCCUCAAGAAAAAACUUCCUUACCCUUUUCUCCUUUUCUCUGUUUUCAUCUUCCUGACUCCUGGGUAUGUUCAAAAGCUACGCUACUCUGUUUUCUCUCUCCAUCGUUUGACUUUGACCGCCCCCCGUUUCUAUCUUCACUUCAGUUAAUUUGUUCUUGAUGGGUCUUUAAAGUUCUUGUCUUUCUAUUCUGUGUUUUAUUUUAUUAAGCUCUGUCUCGAUACUCCGUGUCUUGAUUUUUGAGGGGGUUUAGCCAAAGGUUGUCUCUUUCUUGCAGGAUUUGUCGCCUCAAUGUGAUAAUUUUCAAAGUUGUUUGGCGUGUUGACUGUUGUCUUUCAGUUUUUCCUGUCCUUGAAAUUCAUCAAUUAGAGAUAGAAUUUUAUGGUGUUUUAGAAUUUGGGUUGUGAGAUAGUCAUGGAUCCUAACGAAUUCUCUGAUUAUAUAAAUGAUUUCAGAGUUGGAGAAGAUGCAAUCUUCCCUAAUUCUGAUCAGUUUACAAGUCUCACAGAUGGGUUCAAUUUCAAUGUUCCAUCUCCAGAUCUUAGUUUCAUGGAUGUCCCAUUGGUUCUCCCUAAUGCAGAACCUGCUAGUUUUCCUGCAUCUGUUUCUGUUAGCCCUGAUGAUGUCUUGUUCUCUUCAACCACGGGAUGGAGUCCAGAGGGAGAUUCUUCCUCUCCCAGCGAUGAUAGCGAAGCCUCAGAUCCGGUUCUCAAGUAUAUAAGCCAGAUUCUUAUGGAGGAGAAUAUGCAGGAUAAGCCCUGGGAAGAUCCAUUGGCUCUGCGCGAAACUGAACAAUCACUGUAUCAAGUUCUGAGAGAGCAGUAUCCUCCACCAAUUAAUCAACCCCAUCCUUUUGUGGAGAGUCCAGAUACUAUUAUAUCUGGUAGUAGCAAUGAUUAUGUUAGCAAUAACCAUUCAAGUACUAGCCCCAGCACUAGUACUAGCACUGGGACCGACAAUCCGUGGGUUUCUGAUGUUGAAGAUCAUAGUCAUCCACAAUUACAAGUUCCUCUUCCUAGUGACCACCACUUCCAGCCCAAUUCAAACCAACCGACUUCAAAGCUUUUUGUUAACUCCACCGAUACCGUGGGUAAUGGGCUCAUGGGAUCCGCUACAACUGAAUAUAUAGUUCAGAAUAUGUUCACUGACAUGGAAUCUGUCUUGCAGUUCCAGAGAGGAUUUGAGGAAGCUAGCAAGUUCCUUCCCAGAACUGACCAACUGAUUAUUGAUGUAAAGAGUAAUACAUUUGCUCCCAAUCAAAAGGAGGGGAAGAAUGAAAAGCAGCAAUCACCUGAUGGGUCGAGGGGUAGAAAGAAUCAUGAACGGGAGGACGGAGAUUUAGAGGAAGGGAGGAGUACCAAGCAGUCAGCAGUUUAUGUGGAAGAGGAUGAGCUAUCCGAGUUGUUUGACAAGGUACUGCUCUAUAAUUGUAAGCCUGACAAUUGUGAAGCUGCUAAGCAUGAAGAAAGCGGAGCCCUGCAGAAAAAUGGACAACCAAAGGAAUCUAGUGGCGGAAAAUCCCGUUCAAAAAGACGGGACAAGACGAAGGAAACAAUUGACUUAAGAAAUCUCCUGGUUCUCUGUGCACAAGCUGUCUCUUCUUUUGAUCGGAGGACUGCUGGUGAGCUACUAAAGCAGAUUAGGGAGCACUCUUCCCCUUUUGGUGAUGGGUCUCAGAGACUAGCCCAUUACUUUGCCAACGGCCUUGAGGCACGCUUGGAUGGGAGUGGAACUAGAACUCCAAAUUUUUUCGGUUCCCUAACUUCCAAGAAGAUGACAGCUGCUGAUGGAUUGAAAGCUCAUAAAGUUCUCUUAACAGCUUGUCCAUUUAAGAAGUUAUCCUUUGUCUUUGCCAACAAAAUGAUCUGCAAAAUGGCUGAGAAGGCAACUGCUCUUCAUAUUGUAGACUUUGGUAUCCUUUUUGGUUUCCAGUGGCCACUUCUUAUUCAGUUUCUUUCCAUGAGAGCUGGUGGACCUCCAAAGCUACGCAUUACAGGAAUAGAGCUUCCCCAGCGUGGCUUAAGGCCGGCCGAAAGAAUUGAGGAGACUGGUCGUCGUUUGAAAAGGUAUUGCGAGCGCUUUAAUGUUCCUUUUGAGUACAACUCCAUGGCAGUGCAGAACUGGGAAACUAUCCGACUGGAGGACCUCAAGAUUGAUAGGAAUGAGAUGCUUGCAGUGAACAAUCUUGGCCGGUUCGAGAGUCUCCUUGAUGAGACGACAGAAGUGGACUGUCCAAGGAAUGAUGUUCUAAAAUUAAUCAGGAGUAUGAACCCUGAUAUUUUUGUCCAUUUCGGAGUUAGUGGGUCUUACAAUGCUCCCUUCUUUGUUACGAGGUUCCGAGAGGCUCUUUUCCAUUUCUCUGCAAUGUAUGACAUAUUUGAUAGUACCCUACCCCGUGAAGAGCCUACAAGGUUGAUGAUUGAAAGCGAGUUUUAUGGGCGCGAGGUAAUGAAUGUUGUAGCAUGUGAGGGUUCAGAGAGGGUUCAGAGGCCAGAGACAUAUAAGCAGUGGCAGGUUCGAAAUAUAAGGGCAGGGUUCAAGCCACUGCCAGUGGACCAGGAACUAAUGCAGAAGUUAAGGCACAAAUUGAAGACUCACUACCACAACGAUUUUGUAAUUGACCAGGACGGUCACUCGAUGCUGCAAGGAUGGAAGGGCAGGAUUCUUUAUGCUUCCUCCUGUUGGGUACCUGCCGAGGACCCUAACCACCAUGCUAAGAUCAGAAACUCUUGAGAUUGUUUCAGGACUAAACAGGCCAUGUUAAUUUACAAAAAGAAUUAAGAUCAUACAUGGUGCACUGUGCUUUAUUCUCCAAGAACCUCAUCGUGUUCGAAGAAUUGAAGUAUCAGGCUUUGAUUACCAAAUAUUCUGUACAUUAACUUGUGCUUUUAAUACAUCUAUGGUGUAGAUGUAAUGUCAUCCUCUAAUCGUAGCACUUUGGUGAAAAAUCACUGAGAUUGUGAUCACAAUGUCUAGUGGCUUUUCCAAUCUAUGCUUUUAAUGUGGGCAUAUUUUGCAGGUUUUUUUCUCUGUUUUACCUGUAAGCUAAUAAUGAAAUAUGUUCAUUUUG